AAUAAUCAUUUAAAAAUGUGUGUGAGUAAUCGGUGGUCACAAAUGAAUCGUUGAAUUGAUCCUCAGUAAGCUAUGUUUGAUUUGGAAAACACGUCUUUCAUGAAAGUAACAUCAUCUUUUCUCCUUCCUCUCUUCUCUCCUUCACUUCUCCUCUCUCUUCUCUCCUUCCUGCUCCUCUUCCUCUCCUCCCUCUCUCCUUCAUCUCCUCUUCCUCUCCCCUCCUCUCCUUCCUAUCUCUUUCCUCUCUUCUCAUCUCUCCUUCCUCUCUCCUCUCUUCUUCCCUCCUCUCUCCUCCUACUCUCAGCAGUGUGUAAAGUGCAGGGUAGCAGUGGAGGGAGCGUUUGAUUCGUGGUGCGGGGCCUCCAGGAGGCGUCAACCCUGUCAUUUAGCUCUAAGAGGAUGGCAGGGAGAGAGAAAAGACAGAGAAUUAAUCCAAAAGCGGAUGCAAUAUCGCAUAUAAAGAACAAGACUGACAAGCUGGACAGCCUUGAAGCAUUAUUCAUAAAUGCUGAAAAAGGGCGUGGGGUAUUUGCCAAAAAAACCUUCAACCAAGGGGACUUCAUAUUAGAGUACAGAGGCGACCUCAUUUCUGACUCUGAAGCGCAGAGGAGGAGAGAGGUGUACACACCAACCCAGCGUGUUUUCAUUUUUGACCUUGCUGGAAAGUCUCUAUGUGUUGAUGGUGCCAAAGAGGAUGGGUCCCUGGGUAGGUUGGUUAAUGAUGACCACUUGAACCCAAACAGCAGAAUGAGGCUGGUGGAGGUGGAUAAAAUAAGCCACAUUUGCCUAUUUGCGACCAGGCCUAUAAGCAUGAGUGAAGAGAUCUCCUACAAUUAUGGAGGAAAAGACUGGCCAUGGCGAAAGAAGCCAGCAGAGCCUACAACCUCACCUGACAGUGCAUUCGUAGACACUUCUCCAGCUACUGUGGAAGGCGUGUCCUCUUUGCCAGAGCCCUGUGACACGACAAGCGUGGACAACAACACGGCAGAACAGACACAGACAAAGCGGAAGACUUCAGCACAGCACCGGCAGCAGACCAUUAAAAAGAAACAAAAGACUAAGCCAGCAGAGCCUACAACCUCACCUGACAGUGCAUUCGUAGACACUCCUCCAGCUACUGUGGAAGGCGUGUCCUCUUUGCCAGAGCCCUGUGACACGGUGGGUCAUGGUUUCAAGGUCUCAAUCGCUAUGUGUGAUUCCAGUCUUUCUUAUUAGAUUUAAGACAUAUCCAGAACAGGGCACACAACAACAAACAGUAAAGUAGUUCCUGCACUGUGGUUGUUGUUUAGGAAUCACCAUGCGCUCUUCACAUGCUCUGACAAAUCACAGAUUGUGACUUGGAAGAACUUUCAGUCAUGAGUUUCUCUU
Messenger RNA from Gadus macrocephalus (Pacific cod), 1368 nucleotides. Its product is annotated as N-lysine methyltransferase KMT5A-like. Gene Ontology annotation, molecular function: protein binding. NCBI's taxonomy places the organism in Eukaryota, Metazoa, Chordata, Actinopteri, Gadiformes, Gadidae. The record is from RefSeq and is a predicted model, not a curated record. The transcript is spliced from 6 exons. Bases 400 to 1215 code for a protein of 271 amino acids.